GGUCUUGACAUGAUUUGAUGAUUUCAACCUGAUCCUGGGGGAGCUCUCUCUGUUAUUUACCCCAACCGCUACUGACCCAGAUAGGAAAAGCAUUGGUCAAAACUCAAAAGCCUCAACUAUGCGGGCGACGACAGGCGAGAGCGCAGUGGCUGAUUCUACUUCUUAGAGAGUUCGUCUUCUACUCUUCCCGUUUUAUCAAUCAGGGUUUUGUCAUUUUGUGAUUCCCCGGAGGAGGUGGAGAAAGGACAAAACGUGGGGAUUCUUCGUCUUCUGCGUUUCUGCAGGCGACAAUGGCGCCCAGAGGACGGCCGAAGAAAAAGAAGGUGGUUCUGACGAGGAAGGGCGCCGCCGUUGAUGCAAUGCUGGCGAUGGGCUUCCCCCGUAAACUGAUCAACCAAACCAUCGCCGAGCUCUUGAAAGUUUAUGGCGGCAAUGAAGGUUGGUCAUUUAUCGAGAUGGAUUCCUACAAAGCCCUCAUUGAAGCCAUUCUGGAGAAGGACGUCUCAAAGGUGGAGGAGUGCUCACAGGAUUAUGACUUAGGUGGGAACAGCCAGAGGUUCUCUGAAGCUGGGUCCUCAAAUGUUCCACCACCACCUAUUGAUGAAGAGGUUGCUGCACAUUUACCACCACCUGGUGAUGGUCUAGACAGUGGGUUGCAGACCGAGACAGUUUUGACCCCUCCGUUUGCCGUUUCUGAAUCCGAAUGCAAUGUCUUCACAUCCCCAGCUGAAGAAAAGGAAGAAGGUGCUGCUGCUGCUGGCCCUCUGGACCAGGUUGCUAAACUAAGCAACUCCAUGGUUCCAUGCUCUGAUGAAAAUCCUUGUCCAACUCUCUCCUUGGUAGAAUACAAUGCUUUCACAUCCCCAGCUGAGGGAUGCGAAGUUGCUGGCCCACCGGACCCAGAUCACAUCCUUAACGACUCCAUAGCUCCAUGCUAUGAUGAACAUCCAGCUCUGACUCUCUCCUCACCAGAAUGCAAGGUCCUCACAUCCACAGCUGAAGAGAAUGAAGUUCCUGGCCCACCGGACCCAGAUCCCAACUCCAUGGUUCCAUGCUUUGAUGAACAUCCGGUUCCAGUUCUAUCUUCCAUGAGUGAUAAGCAUAGGCCGCCUUGCCAUGGCUGGAGGAAGCGCCCUUGUUAUGACGAGCCAACAAAACUCACGGAACUUGAGCCAUCACCAUUGCCAGAGAAAUUGUUGAAGUUGUUGGGAGAAAUACGCAGGUCGCCAAAGAGACUGUGGGAUGUUUGACUAUAGAGCUAGGAACGGUUGUGAAAUUUGCUGGAGAAUACAAGGUCGGUUUUCCUUUUCUGAGGGGGAUGCUAAGGUUAUAUAAUAGUUUGAAAGUUUUCUGUAAGGCCUGUUUUUAGAUCUGUUGGCUGGCUGGAUUUGGAACUCGGAAGCCGACUCUAUAAGGAAGAAAUGUAGUAUGUUUAUAGUGGUGCUGGGAAGCUGUUGGCAGUUUUGUUUUGGUAAACUGAUCUUAACUUAUUUCAAGACAAAAUAUCAAAUAGUAUAAUUUUUAGGGUUAAUAUAUUUGUUUGGUCCGAACUUUUGUUUAUAUUUAAUAUGUUGAUCAAUUCUUUUGAUAUUUAAUAUUGUAGUCCGAAUUAAUCAUACACUUUACUAAUUUGAUCAAACCCAAAAGUUGAUCGUUAAUUUUAACAGUCAAAACAGUUGACUAACAGUCAACCUGCUACAUCACUGCCCAAUCAUCAUAAAUAAAAUUAAAAAAUUUCUAAAUUCCACAUAAUCCCUAAAUAUUAUUAUUAUAAUUAAAUUAACUUAUUAGCCAAAUGUUUCUUUUCGUGCCUGACUUGAUUGCAAAUCCAUGCACACGUGCAGAUCAGCUGUUGACAAUCCCGAGUUGUUAUAUAUAUAUAUAUUUUUUUUUACAAAGGGAUACUUGCAUUGCACUUUGAAUGAUCGAUUACAAGAGAACCAACAAAGCAAACCAAAAAUAGAACAAGGACAGAGAAACAAAAGCACAUAGAUGCUCAAUCAACGCUUCAGAGAUACAACAAGAAGAGCACAAAACCGAGAAAGAGUCAUCCAACAAAGGAUCUGAAACACUUGAACCAAAAUCAGUAUACACCGAAAGCUCUCUUGCAAUCAAAACAAACGAAGUAGCACCAAGCGCAAACAGCUCGUCCGAUCCGACCGAGUCCUUGACGAUUGAUCACAAUGUCAUUAGCCGCCUCCUGGGAGUCGCUCGAAGACGCUCAACACAGUGAAUCACGGGUGAGAGAUUACAUGGCGGUGGACAGAGAUGAGGAUCGAAAUGCUUCAAGCUGAAGAGGCAGGGGAUGACGAGGCUCCAAGACUUGGUCAAGGGAAGCAGAAGAACCCAGAUCCCCCGAUCAAAGAACUGAACCCACGAGCAGCAAGGCUAGACUCUGCAAUCCAUCCUCCGUCGGCCACCUAGAUGCAGAACAACCACCUGGGAAGAACGAAGGGGAAAACCAGAGAAUCGAUUCACCACAAAAGAUGUUAAACCAACCAUCAUGAGAGAAGACCCAAGAUGCAAAAUCCAACCCCAAAGGAGAGCAAAUCCCAGCAAAAAAUCCUAGAACAGGGGAGCGAAAUGCCAAGAAUGGCUUGAAAAGCUUGAAGCAGAGUGAAAACAUAAAAAACAAAGGCAAGGAAUUAAA
Messenger RNA from Linum trigynum, 2650 nucleotides. Lineage: Eukaryota; Viridiplantae; Streptophyta; Magnoliopsida; Malpighiales; Linaceae. The record is from the annotation of a GenBank genome assembly.